AUGAGCAAAUUUAGAGCUGAAUGCCCGAGAAAAAAAAUUGGAGAAUUCGGUGAUGAAAAUGAAAUACGAGCUCCCGCCUUAGCACCAGAAGAAACCCGAAUAAGCUGUACUUAUAUGUAUAAUGGUAAAUCAGAAUUGGAUCAACUUUUCAGUGAUGAUAUGUUAAGCGUACUCGAUGAAAUUACCCGACGAUUGAGACGUGAAGUUCGAGUUAAUUUAAUAGUUAAAAAGAUAAAUUGUGCGAAAGACGAACAGUCGAAAUGUUUGCACUAUUCGCUGCACGAAUCAUUCCAUUGGUUGAUCAUCAAUGAUCUUACACUUUCUCAACAUAGUAUACACGAUCUGACGGCAUACUGUAGUAAAGAAGCAGAUAAAGAAGUUGGAUUUGUACGCCGAUUAUCGGACGAGGAAUUAAUGGACAAGCAGCGUAAAUCAAAAGUAACGAAAUUUAAAAAUACAAUUUUACGUUCUCCAUUAGAACUUAAUCUUAUCGAACCAUUGCUGUUAGAACGACGAUCCUUUGAUAAACCAUUAAAUUGGCAUCAAUUACAACGUAUGAAUAAAAGCACAUUAGGUGAUGCUAUAAAUAACGAUCAGCUAACAUUUAUCCUAUUUUGGAAUGCCGACAAUAUCAUAAGUAAGCAUAUAUUCUAUUUAUGGGCCGAAGCUUCAAAAUCGUUAGUUUUACGUCAUCCAACAAUUACAUUCGGUGCAUUAGCAUGUCAUGAAUUUGAUGAAUUGUGUGAUGAUUACAUCACAAAACCGAAUGAUUAUCAUACUGUGUUUGCAUACAAGGAGAGUGAUAUUUUUGGAAAGAUUGGAGGAUUGCGUGAUGCAAAGUAUUACAUCGAUUGGGUUCAACUGUAA
Acanthocheilonema viteae is the source of this 867-nucleotide messenger RNA. The record is from the annotation of a GenBank genome assembly. NCBI's taxonomy places the organism in Eukaryota, Metazoa, Nematoda, Chromadorea, Rhabditida, Onchocercidae.